GGCUUACUCUGUCUCGGGUCUUUUUUUGAGCCGGAGUGAAAAAUAAAAAGGGCACUUAAAUACUUCAUCUUCGAAUUGUUUCUCACAUACACACACACUGCGCGAGAGUGCUGUUUUGUUUUCUUUUUCUGAUAUGAUUGGGGGGGACAUUUCCCGUGGAUAUAUGAUCGAUAUUGCUUGUACGGCGUAGGUGAUUCACACGUUACGUACGGAUACCCACGAGAAGAAGGGAAAGAAAGCGACAAUAUUCUACGCGUGCGCCAUAAGACGGACAGAAACAAAAGAAUGACCACCGGGGAGGUCGGCAUCGGGACAUCAUUCGAUCGUCCAUACCUGCUAAAUCCGAGCGUCCAAGGUUCAUCACAUCGUUACGAGUACGAUUCGACUGGGGUACAUGAUCGUGACACGAAGAUACACAUGGGCUCGACGAACCCAAACACGAAUAUGAAUACGAAUACAACCACAAACACCACCGUGUCUCGACACGAUCGUCAACAUCUUCGUCCAGUGGUGACUCCAUUACAACAACAAACGACAAAACACCAUUCGGACGCCCACGGGAUGAGGUCAGAAACCACGGGAAUGAUUCCUUUCGCGGGUCGUCUGGGAGGAAACCAGACAUUCAUCCUUGACCGGUCGGACCCGGCGAACGCAGAGGUCCUUCAGAGAGUCCCCGAUGCCGCACCGAAUUUGAACCUCCGUGAGAUCUUCGAGUUACGUGGCUUCACCGAAGGAGGAUUGUGGAAGGCCGCGAUUGUGGAAUGUUUCGGAACCAUGAUUUUGGUGUUUGGAUCGACGUAUAAUUCCCUCUCACCUUACAUACCACCACCGACACCGUCGCCCACGUCGGGCGUCUUCGGCACCGUCGCGUUCCUGGGCCCGCUCGUGGCCGCGUGCAUCAACGCCGUCCUCAUCGCCAUCCUGAUCUACUGCUUCGGCGCCAUCUCCGGUGCUCACUUGAACCCGCUCAUCACCUUCGCCACCUUCUUCGCCCGGCUCGCCACCUUCCCACGUCUGGUCCUGUACGUCGCCGCGCAGACCCUGGGCGGGACGCUCGCGGGUCUCUUGCUGCGCGCCGCCGCGGGCACCCGGUCUUUCAAAGUCGGAGGCUGCUUCUUGUUCACGGACGAACCGACACGGAUAUCGUCGCAGUUCGUCAUCGAGUUCAUGGGCAGUCUGUUGCUGCUGGUCAUGGCGUUCGGGGUCGGUCUGGACCCCAGGCAGAAGGAAAUCUUCGGCCCGGCAUUGGCCCCCAUCCUGGUCGGACUCGCGGCCGGAGCGAGCGCUUUGUGUUUUGCAUUUUCUGCCCCGGGCAGUGGCGGUGCCGCUCUGAACCCCGCGAGAUGUUUCGGCGUGUUUGUGGGCAGUCACUUCCCCGUCUGGCAUUGGAUCAACUGGGUGGGACCGCUGGCCGCGAGUGUCCUGCAUGGUGUUGUGUAUUGGGUCGUGCCGCCGGGGAGUGUCGGUGCAGAUCAAGACCGUGCCGUCAAGGUCGUGCCGGACAGGGACGAGAAGAGUGUCGAAGGGGUGAAUCACGUGUAGGUGACCAAACGGAGGCAAUUUGUUUUGUGUUGUAAAAAAU
This is a messenger RNA of Exophiala oligosperma, 1582 nucleotides long. RefSeq lists its product as uncharacterized. The transcript has 2 exons. Gene Ontology annotation, biological process: transmembrane transport. Lineage: Eukaryota; Fungi; Ascomycota; Eurotiomycetes; Chaetothyriales; Herpotrichiellaceae. Gene Ontology annotation, cellular component: plasma membrane. Gene Ontology annotation, molecular function: water channel activity. The record is from RefSeq and is a predicted model, not a curated record. Bases 286 to 1542 code for a protein of 418 amino acids.